Macaca mulatta (Rhesus monkey) is the source of this 5233-nucleotide messenger RNA. NCBI's taxonomy places the organism in Eukaryota, Metazoa, Chordata, Mammalia, Primates, Cercopithecidae. The record is from RefSeq and is a predicted model, not a curated record.
GCCUAGGGCCACCCUGAGGGUGCUGAGUGGAUCUGGGCCGACGGAGAGCAAAGACAUUCCUGGUAAAUGUCCCUCUGUUUCAAGGCUGCCAGCCCCUCUUUUCUAGGGCUCUGACUGGAUAUCUGGUCUUUGGGAAAACCAGAAAUCAAACUAAUUCAAAGGAUGCGAAAAGCCAACGGCUACAAAGACCCCAGGAACCAGCAGCUCUGAGCCUUUAUUCCAGUCUGCUGUAAGCCUGUCCUGAAUUUUCAAAACUCUCCCAUUGGAAAUGCAACUAGUGCUCCCAGCCUGGUCUCUCCAGCCCUAGGGCCGAUGAAAAGGAGACCGACCGAGGUGCCUCCCUGAAGACGGACGACCCAAGCUUCCCUCCUCACUCCCCACACCGCUAUCGACCUGGCAAACGUCCUUUCCCACUUCUUCAGGCUCGCCUAACACCAUGGCCUAAGGGGACUCCACUGACGUUCCCAGUGCCAGCAGACACAACUGCGCAGACCCCGCGGGACGCCAUCCUCCAUCACCAUCAUCGCCGGCUGCCCUCCACCCCCAGCCCAUUCCACAGGCAGAGGUGCAUCUCCGGCCUCCAGACCCGCACAACAGGUGGCGUCUGCCCGUCCUCCCCAACCACGCCUCCCUGGCCCUCCACCUGCGCCCCAGUCCUUCAGCUGCGCCCGGCCGGGGAGCCUACCUUUGAGGUUCUGGUGGUGGCCCCGCGGCGCGCGGCUCGGGUUUCCUCGGGGCAGCGAGGGGAUACUGGAGAAGUUGUUACCCAUGGCAUCCGGCCCCAGGGGGUUCGGCGCUCGCUGGUGGGGGCGAGGCCGGGCAGGAGCGGAGAUCAGCACUGCACCAAGAAGCCUGCAGGAAGCGAAACGGAAGCCAUUCUUCUCCUACCUGGACCUGGGGCAUCUCUCCUGGUCUAUCAGGGAUGGAAGACGUUCCAAGGUUCCCCCCAGGGAAUCAGCCUUCCUGCUCCUCUGAGUCAUCUCUAGCUCCCUGAUCUGGCUUCAGCAACUCUGAUCCAGAGUCCAGUGAAGACAUGGGUGGGCAGGGGGACAUCUCAUGUAUCCUUUUCUAUAAUAGAAGGUUCUUCCCGCAAGUCUCCAUUUGGCGGCUCCUCAUUAUCUAGGCACAAUUCGAGUCCUGACAUUCCCUGACUGUCCCAACUAAAGGACCCCUCCACUCUCAGUCACUUUCCACGAUAUUCCAUUUUAUUUUCUUCGUAGCUAUUAUAUGUAAUUUGCUUACGAGUAGCCUUUCGUCGUUUAUCUUCUGCCUCCCCGCUAGAACAUAAGCUCUGUGAGGGGAGAGCACAGGUCAGUCAUGUUCACCAGAGUGUCCUUACCCCCUGGGGGAGUGCCUGGCACGUGACAGAUUCUCAGAAAAUAAUUGUGGAAUGCAUGCUUCCCACUGCGGGCCAGGAGACUCCACUGAGAUCCUUGGGAGCAGAGCCUCCUGAACCACCCUUUAUUUUCCUCUCCUGCUCUCCUCGCCCCAUCCCCAUUCCAGGCAUCACACCCUUAAAUGUCUGGGACUCCAGGCAAGCUAGAAAUAUCUGUGACAGCCGCUCUCUCUCUGGAAUCUGGAGGGAAAGACAGCUCCGACCCCGGCCUCCAGCCUCCCAGAUGCCCAGGAUCACGUGUGCAGGCAGCUGCAGAUGGCCACAGCAGGUCAGAGAUGGCUGUCUUAUUUAUGGGCAGUAUCUUCCCAAGGCUCACUCCCAGCUAAUGACUCAUGCAUCAGAAAUCCACAGGCUCUGAAUGGCAACACACUCACACAUGCGCUCACAUACCACUACACUAUCACACACUCACACCUAUACAAGCACACACACUUACAUUUCCCCUGAAAUCUGCUGGAAUGAAGUCACUGUGAGAGGCAGCUAGGAUCAGGCCUUUCACAAAUUAGAACAAAUAGGAGGACUCUGCAUAGUUGAGACUCAUUCUGCUGGAGUGUGUGCGAAGUACAAGGGCCUUGCAAGGAUUUACAGAUGGUAGCUUCGGGUAAGUCCGGUGUGGGCAGGGGAAUGGGGGAGGGGAUGAGGCCCCAAAGGCAGAGCAUAGCGGGGAUGUCUCGAACUCCUGACCUCAGGUGAUCCACCCGCCUCAGACUCCGAAAGUACUGGGAUUACAGGCAUGAGCUACCUCGCCUGACAAGGGGAUGUCACAGGCCCCACAUGGCCUAGACCUGGGGCUAUGGGCAAAGCAGGGGAGAGAGGAAGGUCAAAGGGAAGGAGGGAAGUGAGGGCCAGAGGUUUGUGCUCAUCUGAGUCCAGAGGCAGCCCAGGUUCUGCAGCUCAGGGCAGCGUGAUCCCAGGGAGUCCCAAAGGAAGGUGAGAGGCAUCAGGGACAAAGGCAGGGAACUAAGGGUUGAGGAGCUGAUGGGAGUAUCAGUGGGGCUGGGAUAGGAUGAGGUAGCCAAGGCAUCCCUGGCGCAAAAUUGAAGGAGGCACCCACUGUCAAGGUCAUGCAGAUACCAACCUUGCACUUACACGAGCCUGGGAAUGAGGGCCUCUUACAUUUCAUGCACUAGGCUCCUCUCUACCCUCACCCUAGUCCUUCAGGGAGCUCUGUACUGGAAGAGGGGACACCACUGUUAGUGUCAACUAGGUCUCUGGCCAGGAAGGGACCUAGAGGAGGUUGGUGUGGCUGCAUAGGAUUCAGAGAAGUUGAGCGCGGCCCUUCUGAAGAGUCCUGUGCCCCAGCAACUUUUCCUUGGCAGGGACUUAGGGUAGACCCAACUCAGAGGGUCGAAGAAGGCCAGCAGUCUCCUUAUUCCCAGACCUGGGGCAGAACCCGGAGGCCUUCCUGCCAUCCUUCCCCAAGGUUUCAGGAGUCCCUCAAACAUCUGGGCUGUCAUCCUUCAGAGAGGCUGGAACUGAGACACAAGGAGAGACCUAGUGACCUCGGAGAGUUAGGAGAAACAAUGAUUUCAAAUGCAUGUCCGUCACACGUCACACGGAAGAAGGGCGGGGGGAAAGCCAUGCAGGUGUGGGCGUGGCACUUGAGCAGCCUCUCCCAUGGGCACCCAGUGGUUAAUGCACAUGGUUAGCACGUCUCCAAGGGAGGCCAUCCCUUUCCGCUAUCCCUUUCAUGGCAAAUGCUGGAACAUGGUUGAAGACUCCUCUCAAGGGUCUCCUCUUCCAGGAAGCCUUCAGGCAAGAAUAGGUGCCCCUUCUGGCUCCUGCUAGCCUGAAAGCCAAUAUGAAAUCUCUCUGGGCUGAGCUGAGUCGUCAUAUUUUGUUGUUGUUGUUGCUGUUGUUUUACUUCGUCUCUGAGACAAGUUCAAAGUCAUGCUUUUCAUCAAGACCAGAAAAUAUACUUUGGCUCCAUCGGCAUCUUUGCCUCACCACACCCAGAAUUUGCCUGUGCCCCAAAGGAAGCCCCGACAGCUGUUAAGCCUGAGCAUCCAGACCCUAAAGCAAAGAGAAAUGGGCCGGGAGGAAUGGAGUGACAGGGCGGGGCCCAUUUGCCUAGAGGUGCUUUGGGCUGGCUGGUCACAGAGGGUGACUCAUUCCCCCAGAGAGGACGGGAGUGGCACCAGGGGACCAUUGGGUUGGGGAGGGGAGCCUUUGUGGAGAGAGCCUGUCCCUGCCUUAAGUGCCUGCUGGACCCCGGGAGUCUGGGCUGGGGCCUGGACACUGCUUCCUCCUUGACCCCUCAGGCCCUUGGAAGCCGAGAGAGACCCUCUUACAGAUCCCAGGCUCAUCCCCAGUGCAGCAGACACAAGGAAGGUGGCCAGAGCUUCACUGAGCCCACCCGACGGCUGCCCACCCACCCAGGCUGGAGUCAUGGAUAAAUUCCGCAUGCUCUUCCAGCACUUCCAGUCAAGCUCAGAGUCAGUGAUGAAUGGCAUCUGCCUGCUGCUGGCUGUGGUCACCGUCAAGCUGUACUCCUCCUUUGACUUCAACUGUCCCUGCCUGGCGCGCUACAAUGCACUCUACGGCCUGGGUCUGCUGCUCGCGCCCCCGCUUGCCCUGUUUCUCUGCGGCCUCCUCGCCAACCGGCAGUCUGUGGUGAUGGUCGAGGAGUGGCGCCGGCCCGCAGGGCACCGGAGGAAGGACCCAGGCAUCAUCAGGUACAUGUGCUCCUCUGUGCUGCAGAGGGCGCUGGCCGCCCCCCUGGUCUGGAUCCUGCUGGCCCUCCUUGAUGGGAAGUGCUUCGUGUGUGCCUUCAGCAACUCUGUGGACCCUGAGAAGUUUCUGGACUUUGCCAACAUGACCCCCAGCCAGGUACAGUUCUUCCUGGCCAAGGUUCCCUGCAAAGAGGAUGAGCUGGUCAGGAAUAGCCCUGCUCGGAAGGCAGUGUCUCGCUACCUGCGGUGCCUGUCACAGGCCAUCGGCUGGAGUGUCACCCUGCUGCUGAUCAUCGCGGCCUUUCUGGCCCGCUGCCUGAGGCCCUGCUUCGACCAGACAGGCUUCCUGCAGCGUAGAUACUGGAGCAACUACGUGGACCUGGAGCAGAAGCUCUUCGACGAGACCUGCUGUGAGCAUGCGCGGGACUUCGCGCACCGCUGCGUGCUGCACUUCUUCGCCAGCAUGCAGAGUGAGCUGCAGGCACGGGGGCUGCACCGGGACAAUGCAUGCAGGAGCCCCGAGCCCCCCGCAGUGCCUGAGCCCCCAGAAGUCCUGGACAGUGGAAGCGGGAAGGCCCACCUGCGCGCAAUCUCCAGCCGGGAGCAGGUGGACCACCUCCUGAGCACCUGGUACUCCCGCAAGCCCCCGCUGGACCUCGCUGCAUCCCCCGGGCUCUGUGGGGGUGGCCUUAGCCACCGCGCCCCUACCUUCGCACUGGGCACGAGGCUGUCCCAACACACCGACGUGUAGGGUCCUGGCCAGGCUUGAAGCGGCAGUGUUCGCAGGUGAAAUGCCGCUCUGACAAAGGUCUGGAGGCUUUCCAGGCCAUGGGGACCCCACAGCAGGCACCCUAACUCUUGUUAGCCUCCUUUUUCAAGUAGCCCAAUCUCUGCCUAGUUUCUGGGUGUGGCCUCCAGUGUGCUUCACAAACUUUAAUGUGGACUCGGUUCACUGAGGGCCUUGUUAAAUACAGGCGCAGACUCGGCGUAGCCAGGACCGAGUCUGAGAUUGUGCAUUUGGAACAAGCUCCCUGGUAAUACUGAUGUACUUUUGGUCAGUGGACCAAACUUUGAGUAGCAAAAGUCUAAAUAGAUCUGCCAUGGGUUCUGGGUUCUGGAAGUCAAUUCUAAAUAAUAAUAAUUACCUUAGUCUCUUGCCUGCUUU